AUGGACUCUAAAUAAAAUAUGAUUUCAUUUUUAACAGAAUUGAAAUCUAAAGAUAUUACUGAUGAAACAUUUGAUUGGUUAGAGAAUUAUUUAAACAAAGGAGAAUAAUCAAUUAUACAUGAAUUAAUUUUAAAUAUAGGAGAUCAUUUUGAUGAUUAAUAGUAUGUAUUAAAUGCAUUUUAAGGAUUGAUGUAUUAAAUGAAAUUUAUUAGAUAAUUUUAGUAAGAUUUAUGAUAUUAAUCCUAAUAUUCUUGUAAAAGAAGUAAAAGAAACAAAGAUGACAGCCAAAAUAUUAGUGCAUUAUAUUUGUGAAAUAGAAUACAAUAAAUGGAAUGAAAGUGGAUUAUAAUUAUUAGUAAUAUCUUUUGAUGAUAAUCAUUAUCAUCAUCAAAUAAAACAAUUAAAUAACAAAUAAUAAUUACAACUUGUUAACAAUAUAUUAAAUUAUUUUGGAUAAAGUGAUAAUGCUGAAAUUUUUAGUGUUCUUAUUCAAAUCUUAUUUGUAUUUCAUGAUAAUCAAGAUAUUGUGUUAAUUAUUAUUUAACAUUAGAAUGCUAGAUUCUUUUAAGAAUUUUUAUUAGAAUAUUUAAAUCAUACUAAAAAUGAUGUUUCUAAACCAUUAUUCUUUAUUGAAACAAUAAUGAAAUUAGAUAAGGAUUUCUUUUAUGUUAAUGAUUUCAAAAUAUUAUAAUAAAUUUCAAUAAGAUAAAUACAUGAUGGAACUGAAAAUGAAAGAAGAUUAUAUUUAAGAAAUCUUAAAAUUAUUAUUUAAUAUGGAAAUCAUGAAAAUAUUUUAGGAGAUGAAAUACUUGAAGCAGCUAGAAUGGUUUAAAUGACAUAUACAGAUAACUAUUGUUUAAAGAAAUGUAUAAGUAUUAUCGACAAUUUAAUGAAUAAAUAAAAAUAAUGA
Molecule: messenger RNA, 910 nt
Organism: Paramecium pentaurelia
Lineage: Eukaryota; Ciliophora; Oligohymenophorea; Peniculida; Parameciidae
Source: the annotation of a GenBank genome assembly